UUUAAUUGUAAGGAGGAUCUGGACAUCAGCAAUGAAUGUGUAAGAAAGAAGAGUUGCCAGUCGACGAAAGUGAGGAGGAACAGGAGGAUUCUCCCGAAGAAGACAUAUUGCCUGCUAAGAAAAAGGGUAAACACAAAGCUAAAACGCCUAUAGACGAUGUGGAGGAAGAAAUUAAGAAACUAAAUCUGAAAGAGUCUUUGCCAGAAUUUGAGAAGCCUAAGAAGUCCAAGGGCAAAACAGAGGAUGGCAGUGACGCUUCAGGAGACGAAGAUAGCAAGGGUUCUGGAGGCAAAACGGAAGCCGCAGAGAAGAAACUAAGCCACAAAGAGAAGAAGAAACUUAAGAAGAUGCAAGAAUACGAGAAGCAAAUGGAGAUGAUGACAAAGAAGGGCGGCCAAGGCCAUAGUGAGCUGGACGCCAACUUCACUGUCAGCCAGGCGCAGAAAUCUGCUGGUCAGAUGGCAGCGCUAGAGAACGCAGUAGACAUCAAAGUGGAAAACUUCUCCAUAGCCGCUAAAGGGAAGGACCUGUUCGUGAACGCCAACCUGCUGAUCGCUCACGGGCGCCGCUACGGUCUCGUGGGGCCGAACGGGCACGGCAAGACCACGCUGCUGCGGCAUCUGGCUCAGCGCGCCUUCCCACUCCCUCCUCAUAUAGACAUACUGCUGUGCGAGCAGGAGGUCACUGCUAACGAUAUGAGCGCUGUUGAAACUAUUUUGGAAGCCGAUGUUAAAAGGACUGAACUGCUCAAGGAAUGUAAGGAGUUGGAGGCAGAAACUGAGAAAGGAAAUCUCAGCAAGCAAGAGAGAUUAAAUGAGGUGUACGCAGAGCUGAAAGCGAUUGGUGCCGACUCGGCAGAGCCCCGUGCGAGGCGUAUCCUAGCUGGUCUAGGCUUCAGCCGCGAGAUGCAGGACCGCGCUACGAAGAACUUCUCCGGUGGCUGGCGUAUGAGGGUUUCGCUGGCGAGAGCCCUGUACAUUGAACCUACGCUGCUAAUGCUCGACGAGCCUACGAACCACUUGGAUCUCAACGCCGUCAUUUGGCUUGACAACUACCUCCAAGGCUGGAAGAAAACCCUCCUAGUAGUCUCCCACGACCAGUCCUUCCUCGACAACGUGUGCAACGAGAUCAUCCACCUGGACCAACAGAAACUGUUCUACUACAAGGGCAACUACUCCAUGUUCAAGAAGAUGUACGCGCAGAAGAGGAAGGAGCAGAUCAAGGAGUACGAGAAACAGGAGAAGAGGCUCAAGGAUCUGAAGGCGCAUGGACAGUCCAAGAAACAGGCCGAAAAGAAAGAAAAGCAAGAAAAGAACAGAAGUAAGACGCAACGGGAAGAGGAAGAAUCAGCGGUGCCUGUGACCUUACUGCAGAGGCCCAAGGAAUAUCUCGUCAAGUUCUCAUUCCCGGACCCACCGCCGCUGCAGCCACCCAUUCUGGGGCUACACAACGUGGACUUCAACUUCCCCGGUCAGAAGCCGCUGUUCAAGCAAGUCGAUUUCGGCAUAGACUUGAACUCGCGUGUGGCCAUCGUUGGGCCCAACGGCGUGGGCAAGUCCACCUUCCUCAAACUGCUUGUGGGCGAGCUGAGUCCUGUGCGCGGCGAGCUGAUUAGGAACCACAGAUUAAGGAUAGGCAGGUUCGACCAGCACUCCGGCGAACACCUGACGGCUGAAGAGACUCCCGCGGAGUACUUACAGCGGCUGUUCGGCCUCCAAUACGAGAAAGCGCGCAAGGCCCUCGGUACCUUCGGUCUGCAGAGCCAUGCACACACCAUCAAGAUGAAGGACCUCAGCGGUGGACAGAAGGCUAGAGUCGCGUUGGCAGAGCUUACCAAUAUGGCGCCCGAUGUUGUCAUUCUUGACGAGCCGACGAACAACUUAGACAUCGAGAGCAUAGACGCGCUGGCGGAGGCCAUCAACAACUACAAGGGCGGCGUGGUCAUCGUGUCUCACGACGAGCGACUCAUCAGAGAGACAGACUGUGCGCUUUACGUCAUCGAGGAUCAGACCAUUAAUGAGGUGGACGGCGAUUUCGACGACUACCGCAAGGAGCUCCUGGAGAGUCUCGGCGAGACCAUCAACUCGCCUUCCAUCGCCGCCAACGCCGCCGUGGCACAGUAAUCCUAACACAAUGUAUUUUGUACCAACUUUACUCAUCAUUUAUUAUUAUACUGAAUCGGGACAAUCGCGAACACAUAGUUUAUAGUUGGACCUGACGUUUCGAAUGUGACAUUCGAGUAAAAUCGAACGGUUAUAAAAUUGAUGAUGUGAUUUGCUUGAAGUGAAGUAGCAACUCUAGUGUACAAGAAAAUAAUCAAGAUUAAGGGUGGUUGAUUCUUCUGAACAGCUGACUGAGUGCCGACCGAGCAGCCUCGAGAGAGUCGCGAGUCCUCGGUCAGUCUGGCCCCAGGCCAAUUCUUCCUACGGUUGAAAAAAAAUCGCUCCUUUGGCGGCUUUCUCGUACCGCGAAUUAUCUUGCAUUCCUGUGACAGAAAAUUAGGAAUAACUCUGUGUGUGACAUGCAGACUUGUAAAAAAAAUCCAUUUAAAUUAUCAAUUACGUAUAUUGUGUUUUAGUUCUUGAUUGUAUUUAUUCUCAUUGAGCCGUUGUUUGUAUUUUUGUAUUACGAUUUCUUACCUAGGUGCUAUGUUGUGUAAGUAAACGAUUCUGUCCUUGUACUACUAAAGCUUGUUUUAAUUUAAAUGUAUGCUAGUUAUUUACCCGCAUAUGAAGUAUUGUAUAAAGUGGUUAUUAUUAGCUAUAUAAUUGUAUACAGACAUUUUAGCAGGUUUCCUAAGUAUUGGUGAAACCGAAAGUAAAUAUAGCUGUAGUUAAAUUGUGUCGCUUAACUUCAAACUCGGGUAAAUCCAUUCUGCUUGUUGGUCAUCACUCAGAUUUUGUUUUUGUAUAAUAAGCUACACAAUUUUAAUGAAUAGUGCAACGUACUUUUUUACUAAGUAAUUUUUCAAGAUUAUCUCUGGAAUUUUUUCGUGCCUCUUAACCGUUCAUUAUAAGUAUAUCACCUUGCCAGGUGUAUUAUACGCUUUGCACAAUUUCAUAAAACCUCAAGUAUCUUUGAUAAAUCUUGAAUUGUGAUAAAGGCCGGGACUGCGGAGCAGCAUUAUUGUCGCACUUACGUCAGCAAUAACGACAAAAUAUAGUGAUAAUCGGCCGCCUCCGUCUUUUCUAACAAACAAACGCACUUAUUAUAAGUAUUCCGGUAAUACAAGACAUAGUAAGGGU
Molecule: messenger RNA, 3245 nt
Organism: Leguminivora glycinivorella
Lineage: Eukaryota; Metazoa; Arthropoda; Insecta; Lepidoptera; Tortricidae
Product: ATP-binding cassette sub-family F member 1
Exons: 15
Coding region: 36-2123 (695 amino acids)
Molecular function (GO): ATP hydrolysis activity; ATP binding
Source: RefSeq, a predicted model, not a curated record